AUGUCGCAGUACUACGAGCACUACAGAAAGUCCAGCAUUGGACUCGCCCUCAUCGACUCCCUGGACGAAUUGAUCCAGUCGGGACACAUCAACCCCCAGCUCGCCAUGCGUGUCCUCGCCCAGUUCGAUAUGAGUAUUGCAGACGCACUGAGCAGCCGUGUGCGUAACCGUGCCAACUUCAGGGCCCACUUGGACAACUAUCGGUCGCUGGACGAUGUGUGGACUUUCGUGUUGUCGAACCCAACCUUUCGCUUCGAACAUGACUCUGUGACGGCCGACAAGGUCAAGAUUGUUGCUUGCAAGGCUAGGGUUCCUGGAGAAGCGUAA
Messenger RNA from Linnemannia hyalina, 327 nucleotides. Lineage: Eukaryota; Fungi; Mortierellomycota; Mortierellomycetes; Mortierellales; Mortierellaceae. The record is from the annotation of a GenBank genome assembly.